GCAAGUCGUCGACCACCAGACGGCGUGCGACUUUUAAUCGGAAAAGACGUGAGCAUGGUCUCGAUCAUGAAACUGCUGAUAGUGCUGGUGUGCAGUGUCCUGUGCUGCACCGGGUGGGUGCAAUGUGCCGAGGAAUUCAACAUGACACAAUACCGGCUGAUGCCGCGAGUGUUUCAUUUCGACGACUAUGAUGAGUGUCUUCGAGACGAUCCGUCCGUGCCGAACGUUUACUGCAUGGUUAAGGCCGUAGUGCAACCGAACGCAUCCUCCCCCGCUUGGAACGUAAUUGCUGACUUCUCCAGCAACUGGAAACAGCACGUCAACCACGCACAUCUUGACCGUGGGCUUUGUCUCAGCGGUUGCAUCCGAUUGCUGGACGAGCUGGAGCGCGCUAACGUCACGCAGCAGGAGCUGCAGUCGUUGAUCGUACCGAAAUUUCAGAUCGAUUUCCCGUACAUCAUCAAGAACGGCACGUUUCGGGACGUGGACACGUAUCGUCGCAACUACUCGGAGCUGUUUGCGAAGUGCAUCAACUACGAGCUGCAGCAGAAGCAUGGAUUGCGUGCUUAUACAGAAAUCGAGUACUGCGACAGCAACCGGGAAUUGUAUCCGAUCGAUAAUUUGGAAAUCGCUUUUCUGGUCGUGCUGGCCAUUCUGCUGCUGGUGGUGUUUUCCUCUAGCUGGUACGAUCAUCGCUGCAAGCAGGACCACGGAUUAGACCACUAUCGCAAGGAACUGUCAAGCAAAGCCGCCAUGGUGCUGGUGUCGUUCUCCAUCAUCCGCAACUGGUAUCGGCUGACGUCCCGAGGCGAUGACUCGCUCAGCCGCUCGAUACGAUACAUCCACGCGGUAAGGUUUAUGAUUUUCAUGAUGAUCAACAUGGGACAUAACAUCCUUUACGCACAGCCCCGCACGGCCAUGACUAUCGAGCGGAAAUUCAGCGAAGUUGAUUCGAUGAUUGUUGCCAACGGUUCGCACAUUGUUACCACGUUCUUCGUCAUCAGUGCGCUUAUGCUGGUCCUGUCGCUGGUAACCAAACUGGAACAGACAGGGCGGAAAAUAGGAUUCCUUGAAAUCAUUAUGAUUUCAAUCGCUCGCUACGUUCGUCUUACGCCCGUUUAUGCUUUCAUAAUGUUUUUGGAAGCAACUUGGCUCGUGCGAUAUCUUGACGGUCCCCUGUGGCGCAAAGGAUUCGAGACGGGGCGCACGUACUGUCGCAAACACUGGUGGGUCAAUCUGCUUUACAUCAACAAUUAUUAUGCUACAGAUGAACCGUGCAUGCAACACACCUGGUACCUGGCAGCCGAUUUCCACAUGUUCGUUUACGGCCUGGUAGUGUGUGCCGUGGUACUACGCUUUCCCAAAUACCGGACGUACAUACUUUCCUUUCUGCUGCUGGUCUGCACGAUGGUUGCUGCCGUCGUGGUGUACGUGAACGAAUACGAAGCUGUGACGGUUUUACCACCGGAACCGCUCAGAUUUUUCUACUGGUACUGGGACAUGUAUCACGGAACGUACCUGCCGACGCACAUGUACCUGGUCAAUUACACGGCUGCCAUCAUGGGCUCCUUCUACAUGCUCCAUCUGCAGAGCAAGAACUUCAAAACUCCAAAGAUGUUUUCAUUACUGUGGUUGCUUGGCGUGCUGGCCAUACCGGGAACGUUUGUAGCCGGGUACUUCAUCUACAGCAACCUGUUCGACACACCGUCCGUGUGGAUGGCGCUUGUCUUCCCGCUCGGUCGCAUAUUCUACACCGCGCUCAUGUUCCUGCUCACCAUCGGUUUCAUCUUCCGCGCCAGCAAGCCCGUCCUGCGGCUGCUCAACAUUCACUUCUUCGGUAUCCUCGGACGCCUUACGUACUGUGCGUACCUGUGUCACUUUUUCAUCACGCGGGCCACCUCGUUCGGAACCAGACGGUUGGCAAAUCUGGGCGUAUUUGAGAUGAACACCUCCAGUUGGUCGACACUCGUAAUGUCGUACGUUUUCGGUUGGAUGCUCUGUCUGAUGCUUGAAUCUCCGUUUAUUGCUCUGCAGAAGAUUCUGUUCGAGAGCCUGCAUCGCAACAGCAGAUCGAACAACGCUGAAAGCAAUCAGCAUCUACAGGAGAACGUCCCAACGCCGUCCACAUUUCUUGGAGCCAAUGGGAAGUCUGCGAAGGACGAUGUAGAAUCUUACACAAACUCUACGGCACAGCAGACGGCAGCUUUAAGCGUGCAUUGAAGCAGGAUUGAACAUGUAAAGUGUUUGACAGUCCUACUCAUACCAAAUCAAAUAUCUGCGUGAGCGAGGAACUACGCUUAAGGCAGUGAUAAGGGGUAGCAUGCAAGUGAAAAAGAAAAUUCGUGCUUUUGGUUAUACCUCAUUUCAACAUGAGCUGUUACAUCAAACGAUAGGUGAUUGAUUUCCCCAAUGGAUAAACAUGAGUUCCAGUGCAAUCAAACUCUAUGAUUCCAGUUUGUCAUUGUUCCACCAUUUGUUUUCAUGAAAUUAUCGGAGAAUGAUUAGAAAUGUAUUUAGAAAAGAUUGAUUGUACAGGAACUUAUAGUUAUAAAUAGGAAAAUUAAAUAUCCUCUAGAUUGGUAGAAAAAAAAUAUUUCAGCAUGUUUGAAAAUACUUUUUAACCAAAAUUUUCUUAAUCACAUUCACGCUCUCUCUUUUCACACAUUCAUCCGUAAAAAAAUGUGCGCAAAUACUCAUUGCUUCUAUAAAAUGCAAUGGAUUUGAUACUGUAUAGAUUUCAAUCCUUACUUUAAUUUAGCUAAUAAUAAAUAUACAUAAUGCCUGCCUCUCG
Messenger RNA from Anopheles arabiensis, 2791 nucleotides. RefSeq names its product nose resistant to fluoxetine protein 6-like. The coding region runs from base 55 to 2220 and encodes 721 amino acids. The record is from RefSeq and is a predicted model, not a curated record. Gene Ontology annotation, molecular function: acyltransferase activity, transferring groups other than amino-acyl groups. The transcript has 11 exons. Lineage: Eukaryota; Metazoa; Arthropoda; Insecta; Diptera; Culicidae.